Molecule: messenger RNA, 3500 nt
Organism: Hydractinia symbiolongicarpus
Lineage: Eukaryota; Metazoa; Cnidaria; Hydrozoa; Anthoathecata; Hydractiniidae
Exons: 12
Coding region: 208-2397 (729 amino acids)
Source: RefSeq, a predicted model, not a curated record
ACAAAACUGAAUGUGAUGACGGCAAUCCGAAAACAAAAUUUUUCUUAAUUUUUCCUGUGAAUGUGUCAGCACACAGCUAUCCAUGAAAGAUCCCUCUUUUUCUCCCUGAAUGGUAAAUGGUUUUAUAUAGCUAUUGAUAACUUGUAAAAGUUAAGGAAAAGGUUGGAAUAAUAGUGUACAAGAUUCAGACUGAGUUUAAAUAUUUACAUGAUAAUGGAUAAAGAUAAAGAAUUAUUAUUAUCACUUGGUAAAGAUUCAGAUUCAGAUGAUGUGGUGGAAGAAUUUAAACUACCACCACCAAGAUCCAGACGUUCUAAAAGGAAGACAGACAAUCGUAUUGUUUCCAGCAGUUCACCUUUUAUUACGUUCAAAUGUAUAUUCACUUUCGUUACUAUCUCAAUUUUCAUAUCAGGAGUUUUACUCCUUGCUUUUACGGUACUGACAAUGCAAUCAACAAUGAAGCAACUAGAAUCAAAAAUUAAAAACUUAGAAACUGACUUGUCUAAAAAGAUUGACGCAGACAAAAUAUCUUCAUUAUCAAACAAGAAUGAUGGUCUGGUUAAAAAUUUAAAAUCUGCAGAAUUAAAAUAUACUAUUGUUACUAAUCAGCUUGCCACUGUGAACCAGUCAUUGCAGAAGCUACAGAAAUCUGUGGUGGAAAAAUCAAUCAAACACAUUGAGCCGUUGGAGAAAGACAUGGAUUUGCUGAAAACAGGAAUGGCAAAAACUGGCAGCAGUAUUGAAGGGAUCAAGGAAUCCGUUAAAGAACUACGUAAAGAUUUUAAUAGACAGAUUGAUGAUGUGCAAACUUAUGUGCAUAAUUAUACUGCUCAAUUGAGAAGUCUUGCCAUAGAAGCUGCUGAAGAUAACGAAGACAAAACAUCUCAGUCAACAGUCACCAAAAAAUAUGUAGAUUUUGUUGUGGCCAAUGUGGAGUUGAAUGCUAAAAACAAAAGAGAACAGAUGCUGAAGACAGUAGACUGGUCUCUGAGCAACUUAAAGAGUAUAACUGACUCCUUCAACCAGACUCAUGUUGCAGAUUUAUUGCGACUAACAAAAAUCGUCAGCAGCAUGAAGAAUCGUUCCGAAACCUUUCAGGACAUGUUUCAAGAUAAAUACCUCCCUGAAGUUAUGCAACUCAAGAAUCAAUCAAUUUAUCUUGAGAAGAAGAUUGAUGAUCAUCGAAUUCAACUCGUUUACCACUCUGACCAACUGCAGAAUAUGAGCGCAGAGGUUCAAUCCAUAAAGAAAAAACUUUCCUUCGUUCCGCAAUCAACCCCACGUAGCACAACUGCCGUAGCUUCUGAUACAAAAGAACUCAGUACCGAAAAGUCAUUAACUAUCGCUACAAACCAACCAGGAACUACUGGUGUUCCUGUUGAAACUAAAAGCAUAGAGGCAACUGUGGCGCCUGUGACUGUUGAUGGUAAAGAAGAGACUCCACGACCUUCUACGUCAAACUUUCCUGCCGUUACAGCAACUACACCAGCUGGUAGCGAAGAGUUGGCCGAUAAUAUUACAACGACAGAACACUCAGUAUCGUGGAAUCAAACUGAAAUUAAAACUCCUGAUGAGACCACUGAAAUUGUGAAUGCCACAGAACAGCCACACCUUAACCAAACUGAGAAAAUAUCUUCCACAGCUCAACCAGCGCUUGGGCCUGUCCUUCCAAACGAGUCAGGUAUACCAAAAGGUGCAGUCGUACCAAGAGAAGAAAUAGAUGCACAAACUGAAAUAAUUCAGCCCACCCCUCUUGCAACUGUACAACCCAUCAAGGAGUCUAAUGACAGUAUGUCCACCCCAACCAAUGAAAAUACGACUUCCACAUCUCAAACCACUGUCGGCGGCACUGCACAACCCGAUAGGGACUCAGUUUCAAAUUUGCAAGGUCCUGUUUUUGAGCAAAAAGCCAAAAAGGAAAGUGAGGGUGAUUACCCUUCCUUUGGUUCUAAUGAUGGACCGAUCUCUCCAGGAAAUCAAGGCGGACUUAAUCCGGGUGAUCAAGGUGGUCUUAAUCCAGAAGAUCAAGGCAGACUUAAUCCAGAAAAUCAAGGCGGACGUAAUUCAAAAGAUCAGGACGGACUUAAUCCGGGAGAUCAAGGUGGACUUAAUCCAAUAGAUCAAGGUGGACUUAAUCCAAUAGAUCAAGACGGACCUAAUCCAGAAGAUCAACACGGACCUAAUCCAGAAGAUCAACACGGACCUAAUCCAGAAGAUCAACGCGAACUUAACCCCGAAGAGGAAGGCGACAAUGUUCCAAUAAAUCAGGGGGGAAUUACUCCGAACAACCAAAACAAUCCAAAAGAUCAAGACAGACUUAAUCCAGGUUUUAAUCAGCCAACCAAACGAUCUGAUCAUAGCAGUGAAGAUUACGAAAAUGAUUUGGAUCAUUUGUAGUCUCAACGAAGGAGAACACUUCUCUAUUGGAUCUUUUGAAUGUGAUUGACCUAGCUUAACACGGCAUGCAAAUUUUGUAAAAAAAAUGUAGGCACGAUAUUUUACGUAUGUCUCACUAGAUGCAAUAAUCUUUAUCAGUCACACUUGAUCCCAUGAUUUUAGUCACGUAAUUCGAUUCGCACCAUUUAUGUAUGGAAAGGUGUUAGUGUUUUCCUUAAGGACAGAAAUCUUCCUACUUAAAAUGAAAUUUGCGGGACAAAUAUAUUUAAGACAAAACUAUAAUUGACGUAUUUCGCAAAAUUUUAAUUUUGCUGCGAAAAUUUCUGCCCUCAAGCUACUUUUCUAAUUUCUUUUUAGAAAAUUUGAAACAAUUUUAUAAAUAUUUAUUAAUUUUUAUUUGCUUUUUAAGUAAAAAAGAUUGCAAAAGAAAUUUCUCCAGAAAAAUCCUGGAUUUGGAUAAAAAUUGUAAUCGUGUUGAAUUAAAUUUUUGCGAAUUCUUUUUUUUUAAAUUUUAAGAAAAAAUACGCAUACUUUUACAAAAUUUACAGAAAUUCUUCGAAAAGAACAAAAGAGAAAAUUAAGGAUUAUUUAGAUUUAUCAAACUGAAACCUGUUUUUUUGAGAUGUUCUUAUGAAAAUAGAUUUGUGUUUCUGUAAUUGCAUUUGACGUCUUUUUAUACAUAUCUGUGCAGUUUUUGUAGGUUGUUGUUUUUGGAAAUGUAAUUUAUAUAAAUAUUUUAUAACAAUAUUAUUUACCAAUAUUUUGUACUUGCGAUAUUUUAUACUCUUUUUCUUUUAUUUCUUUUAUGUUUAAUCAACUCGGAUUUUAGUUGGUCAGCGUUGCUUAUUUAGGUCAUGCUACCUUAUGAUUGGCUUCUAUUUUGAAUCAGAACUUUUGAUUGGCCUGUUUUUGAUAUACUACGUUGUGAUUUGUGUAGCACGCGUGUCUGUAUAGCUACCAAAAACCGAGGUAACUUUUUUCUUAUGUAUACUCUUGUUUUUUUGGAUGUUGUAUUUGCUGUAAUGAUAAAUAUUGAAGCCUUUUGUUAUGCUUUUCGUUGUAAGAAGGUUAUCUGCUUGUGAAAAAAUACUUUUACUGUUAAA